AUGCUCAAGAACAUCUUUCUCAAAAUCUAUUCAUCCAAACUCGAACCCACCAAACAAACACAAUUUUUAAAACUUCUUCUUAACCCCAAAAACAAAGAUGAUUACCAUGAAGGAUGUGUUGCUUUGUAUUCCAUCAUGACUUCCGAACAAGGAUAUACUUCAUUCUUUGAAUUUAUUCAAAACUACAUCAAGAAUAUGGUGAGCUCGAAUUCUCCUCGUUCACCAACCUCCUCUGAUAAUGAUGGAGGUGGUAGUGGCAGUGGUUCUAAUAGUAACAGUGGACGAGUUUCACAUCGAACAGCAACUUCAACAUUUCCUAUUGUGAGAAAACGAUUUCAACAAUUAUCCAUCAGUGAAUAUACAUUUGUGGCCAUGAUGAAUGAUUUGAGACCAAAUUCAGUCAUGGCUACUACUCCCACUACUACCACUAGUAAUAGUGUGAAUCAUCAUGCAAUAAUAUCAUCGCCACCCAUUCCACAACAAUCUUUUAAUCAGAGUCAUCAGAAUGGUGGUAUUCUUCAUCAAGUGAUGAAUCACCAUAAUAAUUCCAUCACUUCAUCCACCCUACUAAAAUCCACACCAUCCACACAACAACAACAACAACAAUAUUCAACAGGUUCCAACAUUCAUCGUGACUCAUCAACAUUGAAUAAUGUCUCUCCCCAUCAUCAUGUCACACCUCCAAAUGGCGCUCCGACAAGUCAUCCAGUCACCACCACCACCACUAUCACAACAACAGCAAUACCAAAUGGAGUACAUUCAUUAUCCUCGUCAAUGACAACCACAUCAACAACACCUUUGACAUCAUCCAACCUUCAUCAUCAUCACCACAACAACAACAAUGGCAUGAUUAAUCACCACCAACCUUCCACUUCCACUGGUAAUGAUGUCCUUGACAUGACAAGUGGCAACAGUGAUCUCGAAAAUGAUGAUGACUAUUACAUUUUGUCAUUUGAUGAAUAUCAAUUAUUAGAUUUAUUUGACAUUUUAGAUGUGAAAGGAAAAGGAACCAUUACCGUUGAGAGUGUUUAUAUGUUUUUAUGCUUGUUUGUGUGUCGAGAAGGAAAAUUAUUAACAAAAUUUUUAUAUCAAUUUGGUGGAUUUGUUUAUGAUGUGUUUUGUGGUGGAGAUAGCCAAAUGCAACAAAUCGAAGAUUCUCAAUUUCAAACCUAUCAUCAUAACCACUCGAGUCCCAAUAAGUCUGGAAUUAGAGGUUCUCUUUUAUCCUCCAAUUCGAAUCACAACACUUCAUCCAACAGUAUUUUAUCAACAGAUCAAAAGUUGAAUGGAUCUCAUUCAAAUCUCUUAGAAGGCAUGUCAGAAGAGGAGGAAUCCGAUUAUUAUAAUGAUUUUGAGCAAUGGUCACAACAUGAAGAUCUUGAUUUAGGUUAUUAUUCAAACAAGAGAAAUGAUUUUUUAAAACUUGCCAUGUUGAUCGGCUUUGAUGACAUGUCCAUUGUGAAUCAUGUGAACGAAUUACAAAAUUUGAUUUUAAAGAAUCGAGCUCAAAAAUCAAAACAGAUCAAUAUUGUUCCAUCUCUGAAGAGAGAGGACUUUAUGUUCAUUUACUACUCAGUAUUCAAAGAAUUUGACAAUCCAAACACACGAAGUUCUAGCUCUUCAUCAGGCAAUGGAGUCAUUAAGCGAAAGAAGAGAAAUCUCAAGAAAAUUCCUCAAAAUAAUUAA
Naegleria fowleri is the source of this 1686-nucleotide messenger RNA. RefSeq lists its product as uncharacterized. Lineage: Eukaryota; Heterolobosea; Eutetramitea; Acrasida; Naegleriidae. The record is from RefSeq and is a predicted model, not a curated record. The transcript has a single exon. The coding region runs from base 1 to 1686 and encodes 561 amino acids.